AUGGCCCAAAUUACAUUUUUCUUUCUAAUAACCAUGAUUUUUACAUCAUUUUACACAAUAAAAGCAGCAAACCCAAAAUUUCCAGCCAUUUUAGUGUUUGGUGAUUCAUCAGUUGAUACUGGUAAUAAUAACUAUAUUUCCACAUUACUUAAGGCUAAUUACUUACCUUAUGGUGAAGAUUUUCCCGGAAAAAUUCCGACUGGAAGAUUUUCUAAUGGAAAACUUGUUCCUGAUUUAAUUGCUUCAGCUUUAGGUAUUAAAGAACUUGUUCCUCCGUUCUUGAAUUCAGAUCUUUCCGAUAAUGAAAUUAUUACGGGUGUUAAUUUUGCAUCCGCCGGUUCAGGUUUUGAUAAUUUAACAACUCGUGUUACUAGAGCGAUUCCAGUUUUGCAACAGAUUGAUUAUUUCAAAACUUAUAUUACAAGACUUAAUACCAUUGUUGGAGAAGAGAAAGCAAAAGGAAUAAUAAAUGGUGCAUUAGUGCUAAUUAGUGUAGGUACUAAUGACAUGCUUAUAAAUUUUUAUGAUAUACCAACAAGAAGAUUGCAAUAUGGUGUCAAUGGGUAUCAUGAUUUCUUGCUUGGUAUUUUCCAAGUUUUUAUUAAGGACUUAUAUGAUCUUGGCUGCCGAAAAUUUGUUGUUGCUGGCCUUUCUCCAUUGGGUUGUGUACCAUUGCAACUACUGAAAAUUAAUCGAAAUUUCAAUGAAAAAUGUUCUGAAGAUCAGAAUAUUGAUUCUAAAACUUACAACGUAAAACUUCAAAACUUGUUAUCUGAAAUGCAGUCGUCGCUCUCUGGGAGCAACAUUUUGUAUAAUAACGUUUAUGACCCCCUUCUCGACAUGAUAUCGAAUCCACAACAAUACGGUUUUGUAGAAACAAAGAGUGGAUGUUGUAGCAAUGGACCGUUAAAAUCAACAACUUUCAUAUGCAAUCCAUUGGGUCCAACUUGCAAAAAUCAUUCACAAUAUUUAUUUUGGGAUAUCAUACAUCCUUCUCUAGCAGUAUACCAACGAUUUGCACAAAAUAUGCUUGAUAAUAUUAUCCCAAAACUAUAGUAUAACUUUAUGGCGACACUCUUUAAACUCAAAUUUGAUAAUUAAUUUGUAAAUAAUAAA
Mercurialis annua (annual mercury) is the source of this 1116-nucleotide messenger RNA. Its product is annotated as GDSL esterase/lipase At2g30310-like. The transcript has 3 exons. The record is from RefSeq and is a predicted model, not a curated record. NCBI's taxonomy places the organism in Eukaryota, Viridiplantae, Streptophyta, Magnoliopsida, Malpighiales, Euphorbiaceae. Bases 1 to 1056 code for a protein of 351 amino acids. Gene Ontology annotation, molecular function: hydrolase activity, acting on ester bonds.